AAAUUAGACUCCUCUUCAUUAUGCUUCGAAAUUUAAUAAUAUUGAAAUAGUAAUAUUGUUAUUAGAAUAUGGUGCUACAUACAAUCCUAUAUCAAUUGAUAACAAAACUCCUUUGGAUCUAUCUCAAAACAAACAAAUCAAUGAUGUAUUAAAACUGAUCGAUAAGUCCUUUAAAAAUAUUUUAAAUUCGAGCAAAAAAAUUUUAAGAACUCCUCUAAAGUUUCUUGAUCCACAUGUUCUAAAAGCAAUUAUGAAUGCAAAAAAUAGAGAAAAAGAAACUUUGAUGACUUGUGCCAUUCGCAAAGACUCUCCUAGGGUAGAGCAGCUAAAACGUAUAUUUUUUUACGACACUGAAAACCUUAGUAGUUUAUCCGACUACUUCGCUUCUAAAGAACAGUAUGAUAUAGCUUUGAAUUUGCAAACAAAUUUACUUGAAAAGAAGAGAAAAAUUUUAGGUUCUGAAAAUCCGGAUACUUUAGAAACUGAAGAGAGUGUCGCUUGGAUAUUGUAUAAACAGCAAAGAUACAAGGAAGCUCUAAGUAUUUGUAAAGAAAUAUUAAAUAAAAGAGAAGAUAUGCUGGGAAAGAACAAUAAAUAUACUCACAAAUCACUUUCUUCUAUCGCUCUUAUACUCCAUAGACUUGGGCGGAAUUUAGAAGCUAUAGAUAUUUUCGAGAAUGUUCAUAAAAAACAAAAGGAAAUUCUUGGAUUAAACAAUUCAGAUACUUUGCAAACUGCAAUGCACAUGGCAUUAGUUUUGAAUGACCUUGAUAGGCAUGAAGAAGCUUUGAAUAUCAACAAAUCUGUUUUUCGAGAAUGCUUAAAAUUAUAUGGUUUUAGGCAACCUAUAACUUUAGCUUCUCAAAAUAACAUUGGACAGACUUUAACUUGUUUGAAAAAUUACGACGAAGCUAUUCGGAUUUACAAAGUUGUUUAUAAUUUGAGGAAAGAAAUUUUAGGGCCAUUUCAUUCCGAUACUUUAAGAACAUUUCGUAACUUAAAUCAGGUAUUAGGGUUUCAAAAUAAAUCUGAAGAAGCCUUGAAAGGUUUUCAAGAAGUUCUCCGUUUACAAAAAGUAGCGUUAGGCCAUAAUCAUAUCGAUACAAUAUACACUGAAUUCCAAAUAGCAAGUCUUUUACUACGUGAAGGAAGACAUAUUGAAGCUUAUGAAAUUUUAAAAGAAAACAUUGAGAAGUUCAAAACAGUACUUGGAGCUAAUCAUCCGUUAGUUUUAGAAACUGAAUCAAUAUUAGAUUCAAUAAAAUAUCUAUUUGAAAUGGAUGGUUUUCAAGGUAUGUUUCUUUUAAACAAACUGGAUAAUAAAUACAAACCACACACGUUAUUAUCAAGUGAGUUCCUGGCAAAAGAUACCUUUCAAUUUGUUGGCGUUGAUUCUGAAGAUGGAAACUCGACAAAAAUGGAAUGUCUGUCCAUUGAACCUGACGUCAUUAACUCGCUUGUGGGUAAAAAUAACAGUAACUCUGCUUCAUUAUCAAAACAUUUUCUAACUAGAGACUUGUUUCAACACGAAAACGUCGAUUUAGAAGGGAAGAACUCUGGAAACAUAUGCUCAUCCAAUACUGAAACUGAAACCAUCAACCAGUGUGUGAAUGAAAAGGACAAAUAUCGUGCUUUAUAUUCAGAAGAAUUUCCCAUUGAAAUGGCUAGUCCUUUAAUUGUUGAUUCUGAAGGUAGAACGCCGCUUCAUUAUGCUGUGAGUAAAGGUGAAAUAUUUUUUGUGAAACAUUUAUUGCACUGUGGACAUGACACAAUGCACGUAACUAAUAAAGGGAACACUGUAGUUCAUAUUGCAUCAUUGAAAGGUUUUACAGAUAUUAUUGAAGUGUUAUUGACUACUGCAAAAGAAAAACACUUUCGAAGUUUUCAUAAAUUUAUAAAUGCAAAAACUCAUAAUGGUGGUAAUACUGCGUUGCAUGCAGCUGCGAAUUUGGAAACUGUAUUAACUUUAUUGAAAUACGGGGUUGUAUAUGAUGAAAAAAACAAUGUAGGUAAAAUUCCUCAGGACCAUACUGAUAUAAAAGAAAUAACUAGUUUUCUGCAACUUGUCUCUGGGUUUUUUACUGAUGCUUCAACUGGUGACACUAAAAUGAUUUCUAAAUUGAAGAAAUUGCUAGAGAAGGAAAAAUUAGCUAUUGUAAACGCCAGAAAUGGACAAAACCUCACAUUGCUACAAGUCAGCUUAAAAAAUGGUUAUAAGGAAAUAGCUAAUGAACUUUGUUCAAUUAUGAAGGAUUGAAUUUUAAAGAGUAAUUAAAAGAUUAUCUUAUA
Parasteatoda tepidariorum (common house spider) is the source of this 2289-nucleotide messenger RNA. NCBI's taxonomy places the organism in Eukaryota, Metazoa, Arthropoda, Arachnida, Araneae, Theridiidae. The record is from RefSeq and is a predicted model, not a curated record.